Molecule: messenger RNA, 1176 nt
Organism: Lasiodiplodia theobromae
Lineage: Eukaryota; Fungi; Ascomycota; Dothideomycetes; Botryosphaeriales; Botryosphaeriaceae
Product: Mitotic checkpoint protein
Exons: 1
Coding region: 1-1176 (391 amino acids)
Cellular component (GO): nucleus
Source: RefSeq, a predicted model, not a curated record
AUGGGCCUCGUCGACUAUUCCGACUCCGAGGGCUCUGACAGCGACGCCCCGCCCGCCCCGAAGCCCGCCGCAACCUCGUCCGCCACCGCGAAGCCCGCCGCCUUCCAAAAAGUCGUCGACCGCUCCAACCCGGGCAAGAUCCGCGUAAACCUCCCGUCUGCUGCUGCCUCAGGCUCCGCAGGUGCACAACCUUCCUCCGACGAGCCUCCCGCUAAAAGAGCGCGCACCGGCGGCGGCGGCGGCGGCGCUUUCAGUGGCUUCAACUCAUUCCUGCCCGCUCCCAAGAAGUCAGGCGGAGCUGCUGCAAAGAACCAAGGCCUGCGCAAAGGUGUUUCCUUGAAGACGAGCGCUGCUCCUGGCUUUAGUCGAGAGCCAGUCGACGAGGCGGGUCAAGAUGAGGACAGCAAGCAUGGUGGCGCGGAUGCGGAUGAGGAUGCGUAUGGACCCGAGGCUCCUGCCGACGAGCCCAAGCCCAAGCCCGCCGAGGAAGUCAAAUUGGUUGGGAAGCCCAUGAUGUUCAAACCGCUUUCUGUUUCAAACAAUGCCAAGAAAAAGAAAAAGGCGGCGUCGACGUUGCCGACCGUGCCCAAAGCCUCAAAGCCCCAGCCGACAGAGCAAGCUCCGCAGGCAGAGAAAGCUGCUGUUCCGGCAGCCCCUGCUCCAAAGCCAAAGCCCAAAGUCUCCCUUUUCUCCAUAUCGCAGGAGGAGUCUAGCCCGGUACCUAGCGCAUCAGGAGGAGAAUAUCAGCCCAUGCUCUACACCUCGCAGCAGACCAAUGACACGGGAUAUAUGGAAACCACGACGCAGGGGCAGUCGUCUGGCCAAAAUGUGGCCCAAUCAGCUGGGCCGCAAUCCUUGGACACCAUCGCCUCCGAUCUCAAUCUCACUGAAGCCCAACGACGUCAGCUGUUCGGUCGACAGCGUGGAAAGGGCGGAUCGGACCUUUCGGCCAUAAAUAUCGUCAACUUCAACACCGACCAGGAAUAUGCUCACAAUGAGCAGUUGAGAGCCGCUGGCGAGACGAUCCAGCACAACCCGGUCAGGUCUAUUGCACCAGGCAAGCACUCUCUGAAGCAGUUGAUAAACAAUGCUGCCACUCAGAAAGACGCCUUGGAGGAGCAUUUUGCCACGGGGAAGAGAAACAAGAAGGAGGCAGGCAGCAAGUAUGGUUGGUAA